AUCGAUCGAGCAAUAAUCAAUUGAUUUCGAGAGAUCGACUCAAUAAUUUCGCGAAUUUAUAUAUUCACUUAGAUUGGUUAACCGGUUUUCUAUUGGACACUGAGUAGAGUAGAGUGCCCCUUCGUGUAGCGACGAGUGCAGUGUCACGAUUUUUUCAUUUUAAUCUUUCUUGAGCAAGAGAGACAGAGAAAAAGAGAAAAAGAGAUAAGGAAGUGUGUUCUCGGUUGUAUUGGUUGAGAAACACUGUCAGAGUGAGACCGAGCUUUACGAGUAAGCUUUACGAGAGGAAGAGAAGGAUCAUCGCUGUUACUCUCGUAGAAAGUUUCAUUUAUGAAAGUCUCUUGACGUUAUUAACAAUCUCUAAUACGUAUUAUUUAGACGGCACGAUCGGUCCGCUACGGUAUCGCGAUACUUUCCUUGAGGAUCACUGUGACGUUAAAAAAAAAAGAAAAAAAAUCCAUUUAUCUUUUAAAAUAAGAAAUAAUAAUAUUUGUAAUAUACGAUCGACACCAUCGUAACUAUCGAAAGGUUUGCAUAAAAAUGUCGCAUUAAGAAAGCCGCGAUCGAUCAUCGACAUUCGUUCGAGGUACGCGUAUCAAAAAAUUUCUCUCGUCAAUUAACUACUAGUUGAAACUUUCUACGUUGAGUGUCGAAAACAAAGUAGAAUAUUCUUCGACAUUUAAAUCGACGUUAAAUGAAUGAGUAACGAGUCACGUGAAUUGCGGAAAUCGAACGUGAUUCUACGUACGUGAAUCGUUUUCCUUAAUUAUCGAUAUCGGAGCAGUGUGUAAUAUUUUUUUUCGCGAAGGCCACGCGGGGUUUAAUUUGUAAGGAAAAGAAAAAAGGAAAAACGGUGGUUGAGAAAAUGAAGUUCACGUGGACGUUGUGCGGUUUGUUGCUGAUCUCCGGUUUUGUUGCUUCCAAUCCAAUAGUAAAAAGAGAUGCCGAAAACGAUCUGAGCCCUUUGAACGAAGUAUACGUAUUCGAGGCUGAUGACGAUCAAAGAGUUGACGAUGAGAGAACCGACAGAGACAAGAGAAAAAUUGGUAUUGUCAAAUUGGGAGUGUCGAAUGGCGUUAUCAACUUUGUUUUUGGUAAAUUAGAUGCCUUCCUGGAUGCUAAAACAAAAGCGUUGGCGGUAUUGGACGAGUCUAAUAAAGCUAAGAACGCAGCUUUUGGUAUAGACAAUAGUCAAUCGGCUACCAGUCAAUUUAUCGGCAAUCUCGUCUCGCAGAAGAUCCAAGCUGGUACGGCCAGUAUUGGUCCGGUGAUAAGCAGUGCCUCGACAUUUUUUAACAGUGCAAAGAGUGGAUUGACCAAUGCGUUCGUUUCGAAAUUGGCGCCAUUGAGUUCUAUCGCCGGUGGUCUUAGUGGUGGAGGUGAUGUCAGCGUUGGAGGAGGAGUCAGUGCAGAUAGUGGCGCUUCUAGUGCAGCAACAUCUCAAUUACUGGGUAACUUGCUCUCUUCGAAAUUAGGAGUUAUAUCAAACCUGAGCUCCGCUAGUAAUAGUGGAACUUCCGGUUCUUCGAACGGAAAUGGAGCCAGUGGAGCCGGUGCCGCUGCUGGAAUUAAUCUUGGAGCAUUCGCCAAUCUUGGAGGGAAGAUCGAAAGCGGUUCUACAACGACGACAACGGAGGAAAAUAUUCCAAUGUUCGAUAGACAAAAAGUAUCCUUGGAUAUACCGCCACCUGUGUUUGGUUCUGGCUUCACUUUGAUCACAAACAUCAGUAAAAUUCUCAGCAAUAUUAUUCUUAAUUCAGCCCGUCGAACACAGACGCUCUUAGAAAUCUUCAAGCCCUUCUUUCGAGGUGUCUUUGCUAUAAAGGGUUUACCAUCGGAUAAUCCACACUAAUGAAGUUCUUCAUUAAACACGUUGGUGCAUCGUAGAAUCCUGAGAGAAAAAAUUCAAGAUUCGUGAUCGAUUUGCCAUCUCAAAGUAAUUUAGUCGGCUCGAGUACUAUUAUUUCUUCGAUCGAUUUGAUCGUAUCGAUCACAUCGAUCCAAUUUUUUUAUUAUUUUAUGACAUCAUUCGAAUAGGAAUAUAUUUGCAAUGGAAAUUUUACGACCAUGAAAAUCAUUUAAAAAGAGAUAGGCGGAAAAAAAAGUAACAGGAAUAAUAUUUUAAUAAUCUUAUCAUAUUUAUAUAUUAAUAAUAUUAAAAUAUAUAUAUGUAUAUAUAUAUGUGUGUGUAUAUAUAUAUAAAUUUGGGUACAAACAGUAAGCUUCCUAAUAUGAUGCCAUAAAGUGUUGAACGAAUGACGAUGCAAUAUUUUUUGUUAUUAUUAUUGUUAUAAUAAACGAUUUUACAAUAGAGAAGUCACUAACGAUCGUUGAAAUGUUUUAUAACUAAAUACAUACAUACGUUAUAUAUAUGUGUAUGUAUGUAUAUAUAUAUAAAUAUACAUACACAUACAUACAGGUAUAUAAAGACGAGAAAUCCGUAAAUAAAGGAUAAUGACUUCUCUCAAAUAAAAUCGAUUUAUAAUAAUGUAGGAAGUACCAAAAAGGACAGUACGAGUUAUAGUAUUGUCCAAUUUUCUUUUAUAUUCUUCAGAAAUAAAAUCGAAUAAGGUCUUAGUUUUUAUUAGAACAAACCAACCGAUAGUUUUUUAAGUCUUAACGCUUAACUACGAUAACGAUACUAUAUAUGUAUAUAAACGAUAUGUAGUAUUAUUACGUAAGAUCGUAAGUUAAUCAUUUAGAAGGUACAUUAUAUUACUUUCCUUUUCGCGUGACCACGUAAUGCGGUGAACACGCAUACGAAAAUUCCUUGCAUGUCCAGAUUCAAUCUGACAAUAAUACCUUAGGAUACUAAAAUUGUAUCGAUAUAUUUCAUAGAGUCAACUAGAAUUAUUGGUUCUUACUAUAAUAACAGUACACUCGUCAUGUUACUCGAAUUUCAAGCGAAGAUAAGAGAAAAAAGAUGAUAUUUUAUUUUGUAAAUAAAAUAA
Vespula vulgaris is the source of this 2951-nucleotide messenger RNA. RefSeq lists its product as uncharacterized. The transcript is spliced from 7 exons. Bases 866 to 1852 code for a protein of 328 amino acids. The record is from RefSeq and is a predicted model, not a curated record. Lineage: Eukaryota; Metazoa; Arthropoda; Insecta; Hymenoptera; Vespidae.